AUGUUGAUAGUAUUUUUUUGUCUUUGUGUUGUUACAGAGAAGGCGAGGCGAUAUAACAACCUCAUCGAACAGGGCAUAACUGAUCCAGACAUAUUGAACCGGGCAGCAGGAGGGAGUAUCCUGGACAACACCCCGGAGACCGACCUACUCUAUGGGAGACUGCAGCCACCGUGGUUAUCUGAACAGUACUCGUACACCUCUGAUCCUUCUGCUGCCACCCCUGCUGCCUCUGCCACCCCUGCUGCCUCUGCCACCCCUGCUGCUUCUGCCACCCCUGCUGCUUCUGCCGCCCCUGGACCGUCCAAUCCCUCCGCCACUGCUGAAGCUGCGGCUUUUGGUGGUGGCUUCUUGCAGGAUGAUGAUUUCCAGCCAUCCAACCAGCAGUUCCCUUAUCAAAACGCUGGGUGGGACACGGCAGCUAUGUCCUCAGUCAACCAGGAGGAAAUUAGGCCAUGGGAGACUACUGAAUCAGCCGCAAGGCCGCCCUGGAUGAAGGUGCCCAAAAUCUUCUUCGGCACAAGGACCCACAAACAGGUUCAUCAGAUCGUCAAGGAGCUGCGACGCACAGACUACACCGAUGUCAGGUCUGUGGUGCUGGCUUCCCGGGAACAUAUGUGCAUCCACCCCACUGUCAGCAAAUUAAAUAACAAAAACGAGGAGUGUCGUAAGCUGCUGGAUCCUCAUUUGAGAGUCGAGAUUGACAGCAGGAAAGAUGAAAAAAAACACAAGCAAAUCAUCAUACCGGGCACUGGAUGUAGGUAUCAUCAUGGUUCCCAAAAGAUAAAAAACUAUGACCACUUGGCAGAGCAUGGUGUGGAUUCUGUAUUGGAUAUUGAAGACUUGGUCAAAUUUGGUAAGAGGGUCCAUGCUUGCCCCUAUUAUACCUCCAGGACACUUUUAACAACAGCAGAAUUAGUCAUCUGUCCAUAUAACUACCUCAUUGAUCCACUCAUUAGACAGUCGAUGGACAUCGUCCUGACAAACCAAAUUAUUGUGCUGGAUGAAGCUCACAACAUUGAGGACAGUGCCAGAGAGGCAGCCUCAUGCACGGUUCCCCAGGGUGAUAUGCUUGAGGCCAGUCUUGAUCUUCAGAGUUUAGCAAAGAAAGAAAUCAAUCCGUCUGAAUGUACUGUAUUGUUUCAGAUGUUGGAUGCUUUAUGUGGAUGGGUGAACCAAAACUCUGACAAACUCACAGACUAUACAGACUAUGAUCGUUCAGGCAAAAUUUUCAAAGGCACAGAAAUGAUUGCACACCUUGAACUUCUUGGAAUUGGAUGCAGCAAUUUUAAGAAAUUUAAGCAUUGCCUAUCCGUUCUGACUGUUGACAAAGCACCAGACGAGCUAGUGAUAAUUCCCAGCAUCAACAGUGCAACAACUUCACUACUCAAGAACCUUUUUCUUAUGUUUCAUUACCUUUUUAUGGAUAACAUGAAAUAUGGCGAUGAUUAUCGGGUUGCUCUGGUGAAAGAACAGAGUAGGAAGAACAGCACUCCAAAUGCAGAUGGUUGGUUUGGCAAAGGGGAAUCUUGUGUAGGAUGGAAGUACUCCAUUAAUUUCUGGUGCCUCAAUCCUGCUGUAACUUUCUCUGCAUUUGGAGGUAUUGUCCGCUCCAUCAUCCUGACCUCAGGAACUCUUUCCCCUAUGAGCACCUUCCAGUCUGAAUUGGGUAUUCCAUUCAAGAUACAACUAGAAGCUAAUCAUGUCAUUGACAAGAGCCAGGUUUGGGUGGGAACAAUAGGUAAAGGGCCAACAGAGCACAGUUUACAGGCAACUUACCGUCAUACUGAAUCUUUUACAUUCCAAGAUGAAUUAGGAAAACUUAUUCUUGAUGUUUGUAAGACUGUGCCUCGAGGGAUAUUGUGCUUUCUUCCUUCCUAUGCCAUGCUCAACAAAUUAGUUAACAGAUGGAAGAACGUGGGGCUCUGGCAUGAGUUACAGAAGGUGAAGGUGUGUCUGACUGAACCAAGGAAUAGUGAAGAGUUUGAGAAAAUCAUGCAAAUCUUUUAUAGUACCAUUGAGGAAACAAGACUGGAGACGAGUGGAGUAACCGGGGCCGCCUUCUUGGCAGUGUGUCGGGGUAAAGUCAGUGAAGGUUUAGAUUUUACUGAUGAUAACGCUCGAGCUGUCAUAGCGGUUGGCAUCCCAUAUCCAAAUGUGAAGAAUAUUCAGGUUGACCUAAAACGUCAGUACAAUAAUCAGCAUUGUCAGACACGUGGCCUUCUAACAGGAGAUGCUUGGUAUGAAAUUCAGGCAUAUCGGGCGAUUAAUCAAGCUCUAGGAAGAUGCAUUCGACAUCGCUAUGACUGGGGUGCUCUGAUAUUAGUUGAUGAACGAUACCAAAGAGGCAGUCUUGAAAGUGGAUUGCAAGAAAAUAAGUAUACCCGUGGCUUGUCCAAGUGGGUGAGGAAUAAAAUUGUUCACUCCCCCAGUUUCUCCGUGGCUAUCUCAAACCUUCAACAUUUUACAGAAAAUAUGAUUGCACAUCCUCCAGUGAACCCAGAAAGACUUGAUGAGACAGUGGCCUUUGCAAUGGAUGUGGAGAUGGUAAAACCUGCCGAAACCAGUUCUUGUGUUUCAGUUGAUUGCAGCAAUUCAAAAAUGCAGAACAAAAUGAAUGAAUCUUCAGAUGUACUUUUCCGUGGUCUCAAGUCAAGUCCACUUCACUCAAAUUCUAAAUUACCUAAUCUUGCAUUGGAUAAUAUUUCUACUGAAGUUAACAGAAAAAGUAACAUGAGAGUUGACCCACAAGGAAAUAAUGAAUCAUGUUUAUAUACAGGGAUUAGUGCAAGUAUUGUAAGUAAACCACAUGGUAACUUCAUUGACUUGAAUAAGGAAGGAGAUAUUUUAAUUCCAUCAGGUAAACUUCCUUUCACAUCAACUCAGAUAACAAGCUCAAGAGAAGUAGUGCCACCUCAAAUGGUUUCCAACACCUCACAUAAAAAAUAUUUGAAGACAAAGAGUAAUUAUUUUUUUAAUGCCUUAACUCUGACUGACAACAAUCUUGCAUUAAAAAGCAAUUGUGUUGAAAAAAUUGCAGAGGUCCAACCUACAAAUUUGGACCCACCAUGCAAGAAGAGAAAAUCAUAUUCAGCAAAAGCUAAAAAAUCCAAAACAGGUGAGAAUGAUGAGAAAAACUUGAAAAAGGUUGAAACCUCUAGGUCUUCUAAUGACAGUACAUACAUCUUUGAAUAUAUUGAUGAAAAUGUUAAGUCUAAUGUGUCACCACUGAAAGUACUGCUGGAAAAUGAAAUGAAAGAAAAAAUCCCCUUAAAGCAUACCAUCCAUAGUAAUAAAACAAUGGAAAAAAUUCAAAGCAGUGGUACAAAAAUUUCUGGAGCAAGGAAAAGCUUAGCAUUUGAAACAAUUGAUCAAUGUGAAGGUGAAGUAUCAAUUAAUCAUGAAGAACCCAGCUCUCUGCCAAUGUUUGAUUUGUAUGAAAAUCAGCAUUCUGGUGAUUCUCCUUUCAAUCCUUCACAGAAUAUACACUCAACUGAAACACGUCAAAAAGAACUAUCAAUGGUGAAAGGCAACUGUGAUGAAACAAUCGAAAAGACAAGCAGCUGUUCAACUGGUGGAGAUGUCAGAACAACAGGAAAUCUUCCUCACAAAUUAGAGUCACCUGGAAGUAAAAGAGUCAAAGAAUUAUGCAACACAAAAAAGAGACCCAAAUCUAACAGAAGGAUAUCAAGUUUUGAUUCAAUUAUUUCAGAAGAUGAUUCAGAUCUGGACGAUUUUAAUAUGAGUACGAGCUUCAGCAGCAUUGGAGAUCAUCAAACACUUCGUGAUAAACAAUCAACAAGUAUGCUCAAAGGUGUCCAGUAUAUUGAGUAUGAUAGUGAUUGAUCAAAGGGUCUUCAAUUUGAGGAUUUUUAUUACUGUACUGUAUAUAUCUAUUUUUUAUUUUAUUUUCUAUGAGCUCUUAUAAUUUUGUAAAACUACAUAUUUCACGGGGAAAGUUUGGAGGUUCAGAUGCAAUUCUAGUGAAUUUGUAGUUUCACUAAUACAUUUUAGUAAUCUCUGAAUUUUAUGUAUUUUGUAUGUUAAUAAAAAAGUUCCUACAUA
This is a messenger RNA of Homarus americanus (American lobster), 4062 nucleotides long. Its product is annotated as Fanconi anemia group J protein homolog. The record is from RefSeq and is a predicted model, not a curated record. Bases 1 to 3843 code for a protein of 1280 amino acids. Lineage: Eukaryota; Metazoa; Arthropoda; Malacostraca; Decapoda; Nephropidae. Gene Ontology annotation, cellular component: nucleus. Gene Ontology annotation, biological process: double-strand break repair involved in meiotic recombination; nucleotide-excision repair. The transcript has 21 exons. Gene Ontology annotation, molecular function: ATP binding; DNA binding; DNA helicase activity.